This is a messenger RNA of Aureococcus anophagefferens, 6534 nucleotides long. RefSeq lists its product as hypothetical. Gene Ontology annotation, molecular function: adenylate cyclase activity. The transcript is spliced from 3 exons. The coding region runs from base 1 to 6534 and encodes 2177 amino acids. Gene Ontology annotation, biological process: intracellular signal transduction; cyclic nucleotide biosynthetic process. The record is from RefSeq and is a predicted model, not a curated record. Gene Ontology annotation, cellular component: cytoplasm. Lineage: Eukaryota; Pelagophyceae; Pelagomonadales; Pelagomonadaceae.
AUGACGGCGAACGCCUGGGGCGAGAACGCGCGGCUCACGGAGCUGCUGUGGCUGUGCACGGCGGACUCGGGCCUCUCGGGCUUCGUCGGCGACGACCAGGCCGCGCUCGGCGACCGGGCCGGCCCGACGCGCUGGGAGCCCGGGCAGCACGGCCGCUACGCGAAGCUCAUCGCGGACCAGAAGACGAUCACGCGGCGGCGGCGGCCGAGCCGCGCGAAUUUACCCGCCGCGGGCGGCGGGCCCGCCGCGGCGAAAGGUUCGCCGCUCGCGCUCUCGGGCUGGCUCGACGAGUCCGGCGCGUCGCCGCCGCCCGUGUCCGCGCGGCGCAUCCUCGACACGUCGCCGGCGCACAGCACCAUAAAGAAAGCCCACGCCGCCGCCGCCGUCGAGGCGGCCGCGGCCGCGAUGGGCGGCGACGACGGCGGCGACAGGCCGCCGUCCAAGUUCGAGCAGCGCCAGAGCCGCAAGUCGAAGAUCCGCUUCAUGGGCAAGGUCGUCGUCAACCUGAAGAACGACCGCGCGGACAAGGCGUCCAUCGAGGCCCUCCGCGGCGCGUCCUUCGACGCGACGGCGUCGCAGUCGCAGUCCGGAGAUCUGCCGACGAUGGACCCGAAGCUCCUGGACAGCCCGCGGUCGCCGGCGACGCCGAACACGCCGUCGGCGACGCCCGCCGACGAGAAGGUGCGGAGUUUUUCCAGUAGGCGGCCCUCGGACUUUAGCGGCGACGCCUGGAGCCCCGCGUUCUCGGAGCACUCCGCGUUGUACGCGGCGUUCACGCCGGCGAUCCUGCACCGGCGCCUCCUCCAGAACUACAUGGCCGAGCUCGACAAGACGCGGAGCCACAACGAGGCGGUGAUCCGGCGCAGCUCCCAGGGCGACAGCUUCGACGCCGCGCCGGGCGACAGUUUCGCGGCUUUAUCGGACGCGCUGACGCGGAGCUCCUUCGAGGCGACGAGCCCCGGCGCCGAGGGUCGCCGCGACAGCGCGAACCUGCGGCAGAUCUGGGCGGACCGCGGCAGCGGGAGUUCUUUCGUAGCGUUGAGCCGCAUGAGCGAGACCAUCGACGCCAUCGAGUCGCCGCGGCGCUCCGAGGCGACGGCCGGCCCGAAGCGGCGCGACUCCUUCGCGGACAUGGAGCGUCUCGUGACGGCGCCGCCGGACGCGACCGUGGCCGUCGACGCCGACGCCGUGCUCGCGCCCAUGGUGUUUCCCUUGGCCGGGGCGCUCUUCUUCGUGGACAUCUCCGGGUUCACGAAGCUCAGCGGCCGCCUGAGCGCGGACGAGCUCAAGUACCACUGCAACGAGUACUUUGGCAUGCUGCUGGGCGUCAUCGCGCGCCACGGCGGCGACGUCAUCAAAUUCCUAGGGGACGCGUUUUUUGUUUUAUGGCCCGCGGCGCCGGACGCGCCGGAGCUGACCAAGGCCGCGAACGCGUGGCGCGCCGCGCGAUGCGCGGUGGACGUCAUGCGGUCCUGCUCGACCUACGACUGCGGCAGCGGCUCGUCGGCCGUGAGUCUGCGGCUGCACUGCGGCUUGGGCGUCGGCAUCGUCAACGUGUUCGUGGUCGGCGCGGACGAGCGCUGGGAGCUCGUCAUCGCGGGCGACCCGAUACGGCAAUUGGCGGAGACGGAGGGCGAGGCGGACCGCGGCCAGGUCGUCGUGUCGCCGGAGGUGCAGCGCCUGUUGAGCAUGGGACACGUGCCCUACCCCGUGCCCCUCGAGCGGACGGACGGCGGCAACUACCAGCUCCGCUGGGCGGCCGAGGACGACCGGCCCAAGGACGACAAGGCCUUCGACGACGACGCCGCGCCGGCGGAGCCGGAGGAGAAGAAGAAGCGGGAGAAGCGGCCGUCGCUGACGGACCGCCUCUUCGGGAGCGCCGGGGCGCCGCCGCCGGCGCGCGAGCGGCGGCCGUCCCGCGCGGCCGUGUCGCUCGACGGCGAGCCCGCGGCGCCGUCGCCGUCGACCAAGGCGAACCGCACGAUGAUGUUCGGCUCCAACGCGAGCUUCGACGACGGGGACCUGACCGCGGGGCCGCCGCCCGAGGGCCGGCGCUCCAUCUACGAGUACGUCGGCCCGAACAACAACAGCAACGCCGCGGAUUCCGUCAGGCCCCAGGCGGACCGGAAGAAGCGCAAGUCCAUCUCGUCCCUGCUCCUCGUGCAUCCGCCCAAGACCGUGGAGACGUCCUCCCCGGACGCGGGCGGCGGCACCCUCGUCUACGUGCCCAGCGACCGCGCGGCGUUCCCGCCGCAGACGUGCGAGCAGGCGCGCGGGUCCGUCCACCAGAUCGUGCGCCGGGGCGCGUGGCAGCUCGACCCCGUCGCCAUCGGCGGGCCCGACGAGCACGACUUCGCCGCCAUCGAGCUGGCCCAGAAGAUGCGCGCGGCCUACUCUUCUUUUGUACGACCGGUGGCGCGGUCGCUCCGCGCGUUCGUGCCCGAGGCCGCGCGGUCGCAGCUCAACGCGGGCACGCCGGGGCUCCUCGGCUCUAUGAGGGAUGUCGUCACGGUCUUCGUGGACGUCAUGGGCCUCGAGGACGCGCUGCGCGCGGGCGAUUUGGGGCCCGUGCAGGCGGCCAUGGAGGCCGCGACGCACGCGUUCAAGCACUACAAGGGCAUGCUCCGCCAGUUCGCCGUCGACGACAAGGGCUGCGUCUUCAUCGGCGUCUUCGGCGUGCCCCAGCACGCCCACGAGGACGACGAGGCGCGCGCCGUGGGGGCGGCGCUGCGCGUGCUCGCGUCGCUCGCGACGCUCGGCGUCGACGCGCGCGCGGGCAUCGCGGCCGGGCGCGCGUACUGCGGCCUCGUGGGCACGGCCGCGCGGUCCGAGUACGCGGUGCUGGGCAGCUCCGUCAACCUCUCGGCGCGCCUCAUGUCCCACGCGCCGCCGAACGUGCUUUUAGUAGAAAGAAACGUCCGCGACGGCGCGAUCAAGUCCGGCGGCUACGCGUUCCACGAGCGGGGCACGAUCCAGGCCAAGGGCUACGACCUGCCCAUCGCCGUCUUCCGGCCGGAGAAGGAGGUGGCGACGAGUCGGGCCGCGGAGAAGGCCGCGAAGCGCGCGCUCGGGGAACGGGUGCACCUGUCGCCGCGGUGGCGCGUCGCGACGGUCGGGCGAAGCUCGGAGCGCCGCCACUGCCGCGACGUCCUCGCGGAGCUCCGGAGCUCGCGGUCCAAGGCGACGCCCGUGGUGACGUUCCUGUUGGGCCCCCGGGGCUUCGGGAAGACGCGCCACCUCCAGGAGGCGUUGGCAUUGGCGGACCAGCAGGGGACGCGAACCCUCGAGGCUUCGGGCAAGAAGGGCAACGUCUUCGGGUUCUUGCUGCGGACGCUCCUCUCGGAGACGGCGGCCCUGGCGUCGCCCGACUCGUCGAAGCGGAGCCUGUCGCCGACGCACGGCAAGGUCGUGCUCGCGCCCAUCGACACGGCGUCGCCCGCGAGCCCCGCGCGGCCCCUGGGCCCCCGGCCGACGAAGCGGAGCUUCGGCCUGCGCAAGCUCGAAGAUCUGCUCGCGGCGGCCGGCGGCGACGCGUCCGCCGCGCCCCUGGUGCAAGCGUUGGUCGCCGCGGGGCCCGACGACGCCGUCGCCGGGUCGCGCGACCUCGGCGACGCCGUCGCGCGACUCCUCGUGAAAGCCGCGCGGGACCGGUCGCUGCUCGUCGUCGUCGACGACGCGCAGGCGUUCAGCCCCCGCGACUGGGCGACGCUCGUCGCAGUUGUCGAUUUAGCCGCGGCGUCGGAGACGCCGGAGAGCGGCCGGCUUCGAGUGCUGGCGGGCGCGCGGCCGCUGGGGGCUCUAACGGGCGCGACGGCCGACGCCUACGGCGCGCUGAAGCAGCUGCUGCGGGGCGGCGAGGGCGGGCUGCGGGCGCGCACCUUCGCGCUGAAGCCGUUAAACCCGCGCGAGGCCGCGGACUUUGCGCGCGACGUCUUCUUCGGCGCGCCGGAGCAGGACGGCGCGCCCGUUUCCCCUUCGUCCCCCAAGAAGCGGAGUCUGACUGUUGACGACCCGGACCCGGCCUUCGCCGAGGAGCUCGCGAAGAAGACGGGCGGCGACCCGCACAAGGUGCUGCACGUGGCCCUCGUGCUGAAGCAGCGCCUCGGCGGCGAGUCGCUCGCUAGGAGCGCGUUCCCGGGCGCCGCGUGCGCGGCCGAGGUCGCGUCCAUGCCGUCCAACGCCGUGCAGCUCGACCUGCGGCGCAUGGUCAUCGCGCGCUUCGACGCGCUGAGCCAGCUCGAGCAGGCCGUGCUGAAGUCCGCGUCGGUGCUGGGCCGCGACUUCUGUUUCAGCGCGCUCCUCUACCUCUUCAGGCAGCAGACGCACGAGGCGUCCGAGGACUCCAUGAUCGCCAAGGGCGACGUCGACGUCGGCAACGACCGGGCCAUCUCUUCCUCGUUACGCUUCGCGCUCGUGGGCAUCAUCGAGCACAACUUCGUGCGCAAGCGGCCGAGCCCCGGGGGGGACGCGUUCGGGGGCGCGUUCGCGUUCGUCAAGGACACGGUCCACGUCGACAUCUACGAGCUCAUGCCCGUCCUGACGCGCCAGAAGCUCCACGGCUUCGCGGCGGCGUGGACCCUCGAGCGGGCGCCGAAGCCCGGCGCGCGCGAGCUCACGGAUUUGGUCCAUCACUGCCUCAACUCUGGCCGAAGGCACGCGGCGCUCGAGCACCUCGUCGCGCUCGCCGCGGGCGCGCGCGCGGACCCGCGGCGCCACGACGAGGCCGUGCUGGCCUACUCGCUGCUCGUGCAGCUCUGUCUGAGCGUCGACGCCUUCGAGCUGCUGGAGGCGCGCGCCGCGGGGCCGCACGCCGCUGAGGCGUUCCUCGCCGAAACGGAUACCGGGCCCUUCGACGCGGCCUGGCGCGACACGGACGAGUUCCGCCCGCUGCGCCUCACGAACCGCGCGGAGGACGCCGGCCCCGCGUCCUGCGGCGAGGAGGAGUCGCCGCUGCGCGUGGGCGCGUGGCUCGCGGCGAUCGCGCAUCUCGAAAGGUCCGCGGGCCGCGUCGCGACGGCGUUCAACACGGCGUCGGCGGCGCUCGUCGUGCUGGGCGACGCGGCGGACGCCGACGGCCACGGCGCCGCCGUGAAGUCGCGGCUCCACGCGCUGCGGAGCGAGCUCUUUCUCGCGCGGGGCUUGGCGGACGACGCGCGCGCGGCCGCGCUCGAGGCGGCGCGGCUCGCGGAGAGCUGCGCGCCGGACCUCGCGGCGCGCGCGAAGCGCACGGGCGAGCCCACGGACGAGGCCGCCCCGGAGGCCGCGGGCUUCGCCCUCUACUCCGCGCGCUUCGACGCCGUCGACGCCGCGCCCGCUCUGCCGCUCCGCGAGCUCCGCGAGGCCGCGGCCGUCGCCCGCGCGCGCCUCGCGGCCGUCCACGCCGCGACGGGCGACGCGAAGCGCGCCGCCGCGACCCUCCGAGUCGCCCGGCGCGACGCGCGUCGCGCGGGCACGCGCCGCGCGGCCGCGGCCGUCGAAACCGCCGCCGCGGCGCACUACGGGUGCCUCGGCGCGUGGGACCGGUGCCUCGACCACGGCGCCCGGGCCGCCGCGGCCCACGAGGCCGCGGGCGAGCCGAACCGCGCCGCCGAGGAGCGCGUCGCGCGCGCGCACGCCCACCUGGCCGUGGGCUGCGCGAACCGCGCGGUCGCCGCUUUACACGCCGUGGCCCUCGCGCAGCAGCGCACGCCCGAGGACACGGCGUCGAGCGUCUUCCUCUGCGCGCCGUCGCCCCUGGUCGCCGCGGCGGCGUCGGCGGCCGUCGCCGCGGCCGCGCUGCUGCGCGGCGAGCGCGCGGCCGCGGCCGCGGCCGCGGCGGCCGCCGCGGGCCAGCGGCUGCCGCGCGACGCGUUGGAGCUCUGGGGCCUGCCCGUCGUCGUCGCCGCGGCGGCCGUCGCCGCGCCGGAGGCCGGCCGCGACAAGGACUUCACGGACCGCGCGGCGCGGUCGAGCGCCGCGCCCCGGGAGACGCGCGCGUUCUACCUCCGCGCGCUCCGCGACGACUGGGCCGACGCGCGCGCGCGCGCGCCGUGGACGACGGACGACGCCGAGGGCGCCGGCGGCGCGCCGACGCCCCGGGCCCAGCUCGUCGAGGCCGCCGUCGCGCUGGCCCUGGCCCUGGACGGGGCGCCGCCGCCGCUCGCGGCCGCGUGCGCGGCGUACCGCGCGCUCGCGGUCGGCCGCGUGCUCCGCGCGGGCGGCCGCGACGUCGAGGCGCGCGUGCUGCUCGGCCGCGCGCUCGCGAAACUGCCGCCGAACCCGCGGGGGACGCGGGCCCUGGGCGUCGACCCGUCGGCCUACGGCCGCUGCCGGCUCCGCGUCGCGCUCGACGAGGCCGCGCCGCCGGGCGCCGCCGCGAGCCACCACGACGCCCUCGACGAGCUCGCCGCCGUCCUCGGCGACGACGCCGACGUCGACCUCGACCUCGACGCCGAGGAGGACUUCGGCUACGGGCGCUACCGGCGCUCGCGGCGCCGCGGCGCGGCCCUCGCGGGCCUCUGCGCCGCGACCUCGGCGCGCACGCGGCCGCACUGA